Messenger RNA from Oncorhynchus kisutch (coho salmon), 4115 nucleotides. Its product is annotated as alkylglycerol monooxygenase-like. Gene Ontology annotation, cellular component: endoplasmic reticulum. The coding region runs from base 23 to 388 and encodes 121 amino acids. The transcript is spliced from 4 exons. Lineage: Eukaryota; Metazoa; Chordata; Actinopteri; Salmoniformes; Salmonidae. Gene Ontology annotation, molecular function: glyceryl-ether monooxygenase activity. The record is from RefSeq and is a predicted model, not a curated record.
UCCUCAGGUGUUCUAUCUCCCCAUGGCGUUGGCAGUACCACCCUCCGUGUUUGCUGUUCACAUCCAAUUCAACCUGGUCUACCAGUUCUGGAUCCACACUGAGGUGAUCAGAGAUAUGGGACCUCUGGAGUGGGUCCUAAACACCCCCAGUCACCACAGAGUUCACCACAGUACCUUUGCUCCAGACGGCGAUAAAGUUGUCUACGGUCUCGUACACAAAAUAAACACAUUUGAAGUCCUCCAUAUUCAGGUUACUGGAGAAGAGCUGCCAUACAAUCCCAGUUGGCCUCUGCAAGUCUAUGUCUGCGUACAUGGUCUAAUGUUGUUGUGUGUUUACCGGGAUCUGUUAUGUAUUGUCAAUCCCAAGAGUCCCAACAGUCAUAGAUAAUCAACUGGGAUUGAAAGCACAUGGGCUCUUAUCUUAUUUUAGCCAUUUGAAAUAAUGUCUUUUUAAUUCUAUUCAAAGGAACGAAGUCACAAACAUUCUGUUUAUUUUAUCAGAUGACAUGCUUCAUGUGGUUGUUUUUAUACAGUAUUUACACAGAACAUAGUGACUCUGCUACCAUUAAGUCAGAAUGACUCAAUGUCAGUCCUCUUUAAAAUAACCUUUGUCUAUUAUUUUCCACUCUCAGAGCCAAAAGCCCCCUCCCCCCACUUUCAAAAAAUCCAAGUCAGGUUUCCUCAGCAGUUAUCUUUGGACUGCUUUUUUCCCCAGGCAUAGUUUCAGUUAGCCAAAAUGUGAUGUCCCACCCAACAUUUCAAGCUGAGACAAAAUGGCCUGUCUUCAUGUGAUUCCUACCUCCAUGGUGUUCCCUUAGUUGUGGUCCUCCCUCCACAUAGGCCCACCGUCAAAGAGUUCCCCCCUCUUAUUGGCCACCAGCACAGCAGCUGGUGGUCUAACAGUGAACAAUAACACCUUAAUUGCCAAGUCAACCACUUCCCAACCAUUUCCCAACCUAAAUAGCCUUCAGGAUGCUGUAAUCAGGAUUUCCAGGGAAAAUAACAAAGUUAGGACCUUGGCCUGACAAUAAAUCAUGUGCAUGUAUGUAUGCAUACCUCCAUGUUCACUAGGCACGUAUUUACGGUGACUAUUGAUGAUACGGUGUAGCGCAAUUUAUGGUCUUAGCCUUAAUUUAAAGACAUUAAAACGUUUCAAACAAAUGAAGUUAGCCUUUAAUUACAUCAUGGGUAUAGCCUCGUGUAGCUACAGUUUCUUUCAGGUUGGCUAAUAUUACGAUAAGGACAGACAGGUAAAUUGACCAAGUCGAAACGCCAACUCCUCAACUCAGAAUCCAACCAAUCUCUUGUCCUGAAAAUAAUAACGGUCGUGAUGAUAACCAUGAUAAUAACAAGUUCAUCUCCAGUUCUCUGGGGAUAUAGAAACAAUAACAUAACCAGUCGGUUGCUGGAGUCACUGAAGCACCAGCAGAUGGUGAAUUUCAUCUGGGAGUUUUAUUUUCACUCACUGUUAUUGUUGAAAUAUGAUAUGGGACAAAAUCAUUUUUUUUCACACUAAGCAGGCCUGAAAAUCCAAUCAUUUCAGUUGUGUCUAGCGUCCAUUCCCCCAGGGUAGAGAUAGUCAAAGUAAAGAUCAUGUAAACUAACUGACCUGCUUUGACUCCUGGGUAGCAGUACCAGUGGGUGCAAGACAGUAUAAUAACCUAAUAAAAUGUAAUAAAUAAAUAAAAUACAAUUACCAAACAAUACAUUGCUGAAUAGAUUUGUAAUUAGCUUACAAUAACUGUAGUUACUGUAUUACUGUCAAUUUAGACCUUAAACGUUACUGACCGUAGUGAUGGAUAAGUUUACUGUGUGUCUUUGGAAUCCAUGUAAUGGAAACGUUGAUUCAUUACCUCUUAUUUGCCCCAAUUGAAUACAUACAGUAGCGCCCUUCCUAUACUUUCCCACAUGUGGGUUAGGGGAAUAUAGGGUUUAACGAUUAUAGGGCCUGUACCAUAUAAACAUUAAGAAAUACUACUUUAUUGCUUCCUGUUGAUAUGUUGAUGCCAUAUAUGGCCUGCAGGGAAUGUGCAUUGUUGUGUAUGUACUGCAUGGAAGGAGACCAGUGACGUUUGCUUGUCAGGGCCUCUGAGCGGAGUGUUGAAGAUCCAACCCCUGCUCUGGCAGACCAAUCGAGUCCCUUAGGAGAGGCUAGUCUUACAGCUGUCUUUUAGGUUAGGAACUUAAGGCCAUGCAUUUUCACCACUCAUGUAUCCAUCCACAGGUUGGGGUUGUGUGCGAACAAAACACAAGCACCUCACCAAGGUCAAUGUCAAUGUGUACAGUAUAGAACUAGUGUUCCCUAUAGAGGUGUGUGAGCUAUGUACCGCAACGUCUUCCACUCUGGUCAAGUCCCUUAGCGGGACAAAACAGACAUGGUCAGAGGUAAUAUCCCUAUUAUAUUGAGCAUGAGAAAGGGAAAGGGGAUACCUAGUCAGUUGCACAACUGAAUGCCUUCAAUCGAAAUGUGUCUUCCUCAUUCAACCCAACCCUUGUGAAUCAGAGAGGUGCUGGGGCUGCCUUAAUUGUGUGAGUCACGGUUACUGGCAAAACUCUACACUAUAUUGUGUUGGGGAGCUAGAUGUAAUAUAAUAGCUUACUGUGUAUAGAUGUGUAGUCUGGGCUAUUAAAAGGGACAUGGUUCAUGACUUCACUCGUAGUCAAAUCUCCUGUGCCCACAAUUCACCAUACAGAUGCAGGAUCUUAAUUUGAUCCAGUUUGCUUCAACGGGAAAAGAAUCCUACAGCAAGAGGAAAUGUGAAUUAUUAUGUUGAUUAUAAUUGAUGGACAUUUUUGUAAGGGUUGAUACAUUUUUCGUAAGGGAAAAUCAAGUCUGAAAUUUCUACGAGGAAAGACAAACAUCAGAAGCCAUUUUAUAUCUGAAAUACACUGCAAGUUUGACAUUUCCUGCGUUGCAUGAAAGUUAUUCUGCAACAGGGGUUUCAAAUUAAGAUCCUACAUCUGUACUUGAUGUUUAUGUAUUUUUCCCAUAACUUUUUCUCAAGAUAAGCAUUAUUUGUGUGUCUAUGUUAUAGAUGCUAUCCCAGCUGACUGUUCUGAUGAUGACUGACCGUGCUGCUCCGACUAAACAUUUUAGAACCCCCUUUUGGAGAAUGAUACCAUAUGCUACUCUAACAUUUACAACACAAAUUCUUCAAGAGGUGUGAUAACUUGGUAUCCUACUGUAAUGUGAAGCUAGAGAUAAAAGUAGGCAUUUAUCCACGCCAUUUCAAUGUCCCAAACAUAUUACUAGGAAAUACAGACAUACUGUACAUGACAAUGAGACAUAAACAUACUUUCAGAGGUAACGAUUAGUGUAAUACAACCAUAUUAACCAAUCAAUAAGAAUGUUGUUUUUGACGAUGACCGUGUGAAAGAGUGUCAGGAAAUAGUGCACUUAGCAGUAUGCCCUCCGGGCGAUGGUAGGAUGGGUGGGGCGUGGUGUGUGGGGAGUAGAGUCUCUGAUGAUGAGCGGAGUCGACAGCCAGUCUUUAGGUGCCAUUAGGCCUAGUUAGAGCAUCGGCCCUUCCUGUAGCCAGGAUAAAGAUGCACUGUGUUUAGGUGUGACAGAUAGGCCAUUACUGUAGCGUGUGUGUGUCCCUGUAUCUGUCCAUCGUGCCUCAUUGUGUUUGUGCGUUAGCAUGUGUGUGUGUGAGAGAGGGACUACGUGUGUGUGAACCAUCACUGGCUCCGGCCCCACAUUUACCUGUGAUGUAUGACUCCAGAUGUACGGCUCAAUUGACCAUAAAAUUGCUGUGCGUUUCUGGCACUUGCGGUGGAGUUCUAGCUCGUGGCUGACCUCUCAUUACUUGCCCUUCUCUCCCUCUCUCCCUCCCUCCUUUACUCCCUUGUUCCCUGCCAUCUCAGGCAGUGCGACCUGCAACACUUCUGGAACCAAUUAGUCUAGUCUGCCGCUAACCAAAGCUGGCUGAUGAGAUUCACACGUGAGCGCAGCGGCUGAAUAGCUACUUUUAUUGUGUGACUACACAUCUGCACACUCAGGUGUUCAAAAAGGAGACUGGAGUUUUUUCCCAGACCCUUUUUUUUCAAGAUGAUAAAAACAAAUAAAAAAUGUUGUGAAUUCAUUACAAAUGCAUUCAACUUCAACUUGAAAA